Messenger RNA from Melospiza melodia melodia, 1462 nucleotides. It is a transcript of the gene ASMT, whose product is annotated as acetylserotonin O-methyltransferase. Lineage: Eukaryota; Metazoa; Chordata; Aves; Passeriformes; Passerellidae. Gene Ontology annotation, molecular function: acetylserotonin O-methyltransferase activity. The coding region runs from base 3 to 1043 and encodes 346 amino acids. Gene Ontology annotation, biological process: methylation; melatonin biosynthetic process. The transcript has 8 exons. The record is from RefSeq and is a predicted model, not a curated record.
AGAUGGGUUCCACAGAAGACCUUGACUAUCCUCAAAUCAUCGUGCAAUACAGCAAUGGAUUUUUAAUCUCAAAGGUUAUGUUCACUGCCUGUGAGCUGGGGGUGUUUGAUCUUCUUCUGGAGUCAGGACAGCCUCUGUCUUCAGAUGCCAUUGCUGCAGGUCUGGGUGCCAGCACCAUGGGGAUGAGAAGACUGCUGGAUGCCUGUGUGGGAUUGAAGCUCUUGGCAGUAGAGAUGACACAAGAAGGAGCCCUCUACAGAAACACAGAAAUUUCCAAUGUCUACCUUACAAAAUCAAGUCCAAAGUCUCAGUAUCACAUUAUGAUGUAUUAUUCCAACACAGUCUACUUGUGCUGGCAGUACCUGGCUGAUGCUGUGAGAGAAGGAAGAAACCAAUAUGAAAGAGCUUUUGGUGUUUCAUCCAAAGACCCUUUUGGAGCAAUGUACAGAUCAGAUGAAGAAAUGCUAAAAUUCAUGGCUGGCCAGAACUCAGUAUGGAGUAUAUGUGGCAGAGAUGUCCUUGCUGCAUUUGACCUUUCCCCUUUCAGGCAGAUCUAUGACCUGGGAGGAGGUGGAGGAGCUUUGGCCCAAGAAUGUGUUUCUUUGUAUCCAAAUUCUACUGUCACAAUUUAUGACCUGCCCAAAGUUGUGCAGGUGGCCAAAGAACAGUUUGUUUCCCCUGAGGAGCAUCAGAUCACUUUCCAUGAAGGAGACUUCUUUAAUGAUUCAAUACCUGAAGCUGAACUGUAUAUUUUAUCCAAGAUACUGCAUGAUUGGGAUGAUGACAAAUGCAAACAACUGCUGGCAAAAGUCUACAAAGCUUGCAAACCUGGUGGGGGAGUGCUGCUGGUUGAAUCCCUUCUGAAUGAAGAUAAAAGUGGGCCUGUAGAAACCCAGCUGUAUUCCAUGAAUAUGUUGGUGCAGACAGAAGGGAAAGAGAGAACAGCAGCAGAGUACAGCAAGCUCCUGGAGGCAGCUGGCUUUGGAGUGAUUCAAGUAAAGAGGACUGGAAAACUCUAUGAUGCUGUUUUAGGAAGGAAAUAGUAGUAUGUGUUUUAUGUAUGUAACAAAACAGAAGAGGUUGAGAAAUAUGCUAUUCUUCUUAGUGGGCAAUGAUCAGCCUAGCUUUUAGUUAAGGCAGCCAACUUUUUGUAAGCUGCUACAUUGUCAAAAGACUCACUAAUAACAGAUCUUCAACAUGCAUGUGUUACAAAUCUGGAAGCCUGGCUUGGCUUGCCUUUGGAUCUGGGAGAAAAAGAAAGAGAUCAGCACCUGUUCCACAAGAAACAAUCCACAAAAGAAAAGUGUAGUGUGUCUGCUUCAGCUUGUAUCAGUCUUUCUGAUUUUUGACACUGUAUCUGACAAAAGCAGAGCUGAAUUUGUACUUGAGUUCCUGCAAAACAAAACUAAUCCCUGUACUGAGCUUUUGUGCCUGCAUUUUUAUUCCUGAAAUAUUGAUAUAA